This is a messenger RNA of Thamnophis sirtalis, 1511 nucleotides long. The record is from RefSeq and is a predicted model, not a curated record. Lineage: Eukaryota; Metazoa; Chordata; Lepidosauria; Squamata; Natricidae.
AACUGCUAUUGCUAUUAAACACUGGUGGCUAGGAAGUGAGACUGGAAGAGGCUAUUGCCCACUAAUCCAAUCUUGUCAGUUUUCCAGAGUCUUCCAUCCGUGUAAUAUCAAGAUGCCUGCAGGUGAAACAUGCAUUAUCUUUAUGAACUUCAGCUGCUUCCUUAGUUGUUUCUUAAUUAACUUCAUUGGUUUUAACUCAUAAAUCUGGGGACAGUAUUGUGCCAACUUGUUGGACUGUAGUUCCUAUCUUCCCUAACUGAUGAACAGUGAAGUCAUAGAUCAAGGUAUCCAGAUGACGCAACAUUGGGGAAGGCUGAAACACUGGAUUAUCAAGUGGAUGGAUCGUAUUAAAUUAAGAUUAAUGGGAAGUUAUAUAAUAUCCUUCAAAAUAAUGUAUUAUUCUGUUUGCUUUGGCCCUAGUUAUACUGACUAGCAGUGUUUGAAACUCUACUUGACAUAGUCAGGAAUUCAUCCUGAUGUACAAUUUUACUGAUGUACAAUUUUUCGUUUGUUUUGUUUUGACAGGAAGGUGCUAAGAAAGAAAAACAGAAUAACCAUUCAAGGUCUUUGGCUAGCAACCUCACUGCAUUUUCCAGGUUUGGGAAAUAAUAGACCUGGAUUUUUAUUGUUAUUAGUCAAUUAGAUUGCAAUUAGAAUAUAGGAUACUAGUAAAGUGUCACACAGUCCAAAUAUUUCUGCCACAGUAAGAUGUCUUCAGCACCGCAACCUCCAGACGUACAACAUGAAGUACCCAAAAAGAAAGAUUAUCGAAUCCCGGGCCUCCGAAGUGUCCAAACAACUACAUUGUUCCGUGCUGUGAAUCCAGAACUUUUCAUUAAACCUAACAAAACAGUUAUGGCUUUUGGCCUCGUGACAGUUACUCUUUGUGUAGCUUAUAUCGGGUACUUGCACGCACAACAAGAAAACAAAAAGGAUCUCUAUGAAGCUAUUGACAGUGAAGGAAAGAGACUUAUGAAACGCAAAACUUCAAAAUGGGACUGAAAAAAACUGUCAGUGUCGAUAUAAAUAUCAACAUGGAAGACGAUGUUUGAUUUUAUGUAUGGCAACUUUCAGGAUUUUGUCUGAAGCAUUAGCAUUUAUUUUUAUACAAUGAAUGCUUUUUUAAACCAAAUAUUACAGUUUAAACACCAGGAUGAAAUGCUGUUAUUGAUCAAUAUUUUGAGUAAAGCCCAUUAUAAGAAAAGAUACCGUAGAAUAUAUGCAAGUUAUUUCUUAUCUAUACUGUGCCCAUAGAUGCUUUAGAAUUAUUGCCAGAACUGCACUGCCUGAUUUUAAAGUUCAGUGUUUUAGUAAGUCACUCAAAGAAACAUUUCUAAAAUGUGUCUUUUGUUCAAUCAUUCAUCUGUGCAAAUUUUAAAUAUUUUAAAUAUUAAAUAAGGGAAAACUGUGCCAUAAUCUAUUCCCAAGUAAUUUAUUUAUGAUUUAGUGUAUUGAAUGAUUGAUGGAUUGACAUUUUUUACUCAAGGCAAUAAAACUAAUCUGUUAAAAUA